Messenger RNA from Paramacrobiotus metropolitanus, 3318 nucleotides. Its product is annotated as arylsulfatase B-like. The transcript has 16 exons. Gene Ontology annotation, molecular function: transmembrane transporter activity. The record is from RefSeq and is a predicted model, not a curated record. Bases 258 to 3068 code for a protein of 936 amino acids. NCBI's taxonomy places the organism in Eukaryota, Metazoa, Tardigrada, Eutardigrada, Parachela, Macrobiotidae. Gene Ontology annotation, biological process: transmembrane transport.
CGACACGUCGAACGGCAAGAAUUUUAAAUGGUGAGAAUGAGAUCUGUUUUUUGUGCUGUAUGUUCUGUUUUUAACGCGUUAUGUUGCGUAUUUUGUUUCUUGCCUCCAGCUACCCGUUCUGUUACUCUGCCCGGCAAUCGUAAAAUGCGAGUUAGAAAUUAUGCGCUCGCAUGUGACGAGCAGACGUUGUUGUGGUUUCGCAAUCAUUUCGUUGCCGUGGACUUCGUUUUCUGACGGCAUCGCUCACAUCAGUAACUAUGGACGGUGGUUACGGCUGGGUUGUGGUUUUGGCCACAUUCCUGGUUAACGCUGUCGUACAGGGUGUGAUUGCCUCCACAGGAGUGCUGCUGAAUGUCCUGCUGGACCAGUUCAACGCAGGUCGAGCAACAAUUGGCUGGAUACCUUCGCUGCUCGGUGGUCUGCUCUUGGCAGUGGGUCCGUUCUCCAGUUAUUUAAUUGACAAGUCCAGCUGUCGUACCGUGACGAUUGUGGGCGCCGUGGUUGCUUCCUUUGGUUGCAUUUUGAGUUCUUUUGCCACUGGAAUUAAUUUUCUUAUUAUUUCGUAUGGAAUUAUUACUGGGUUUGGUUUUGGGCUGAUGUAUUUACCCCAAACUAUUGUUUUGGCUGAAUGGUUCAAAGAAUCGCGUUCGACGGCGACGGGAAUCGGUCUUUCCGGCGCAGGGUUCGGUGCUUUUAUUAUCCCGCCACUUGCACAACAUAUUCUCAAGUUAUACGGAUGGAAAAGCUAUUUUACAUUUUCCGGUAUUCUCAUUUCUUUGUGUUGCGUUGUUGGAAUUUUAUUGCGACCAAAUCCUGAACAUCAGGCACAAAAACGAGAAGCAUUGCAAAGCAGUGGUUCUGCUGUUUCAACGAGUGGCGGAGUGGCGUGGCAUUUUCUAAAAGAUCCUGCUUUUGUUCUGUUCAGCUGUAGUACGGCACUAUUCAGUGCCAGCUACCGGAUUCCCUUUUCCUUUUUACCGGAUUAUGCUGUUAGACAGCUGAAUACAACGAAAUCCGAUGCGGCGUAUUUGUUAUCGUAUCUUGGAAUCGCGAGCUUCCUGGGACGGGUGUUGGGAGGAUUUAUUGGCGACCACCAAAGGCACCGCAGAUUCCUUGUGUACAUGUUUCUAAAUGUUAUGGCGGGGUUCUCAGUGGAGGCUAUGGGGUUGGCGGGAAGUUAUUUCCAGUUAGCCCUGUGUUCGCUUGGUUACGGUGCUGCUUCCGGUGGCCGUGUCGCGCUCAACUCAAUAAUCCUUGCUGACAUUUUUGGCCUGUCUGUAUUAUCGCAGACUUUCGGUCUUGUUUGCUUGGUACAAGGAGUUUCGAUAUUUUUCGGAACGCCAAUUGCAGGGUGGUUAGCGGAUAUUUUUGGUAAUUAUCGCACAUCGUUCAUUAUCUUCGGCACGGGAAUGCUAUCGUGUGCGUCUGUGCUGUCCUUUAUACCGUCCAAUCGACGAUCUCACAUCAGUAAUUACACUGAGCGACGCAUCAGCUGGUUGCUGAGGAUGCUCCCCUUCGUUAUUAUACCCCUUUUACUCGGAAACACACCGACUGUGGUGCGUGCAACACGACAAGUCGUAUCUCCCGCGCCACCCAACAUAAUAAUUAUCGUUGCGGACGACCUGGGCUGGAAUGAUGUUAGUUUUCAUGGCUAUAAAGAGAUUCCCACACCAAAUCUGGAUAAAUUGGCAGCGGAAGGAAUUAUUUUGAACAGCCAUUAUGCGCAUUACAUGUGUACGCCAUCUAGAGCGGCUUUAAUGACCGGAAAAUACUCAUUUCGAACCGGACUGCAGCACUAUGUAUUACGAGCUGGUGAACCUCGAGGAUUACCACUGGAGGAGAAACUGUUCCCGCAGUACAUGCGUGAACUGGGAUAUUCCACUCAUCUAGUUGGAAAGUGGCACCUUGGUUAUGCUAGGAACGAGAUGACCCCCACUUUCCGGGGCUUUGAUUCAUUUUUUGGAUAUUAUACCGGAUAUGUGGAUUAUUAUAACUAUACUCCGACAGCAGUCAGCGCCGGAUACAGCGCAUUUGACAUGUGGGAUGGGUUACAACCGGCAAAAGCAUCGAAAGGACAAUAUGCAACCAAUUUAUUUACCCACCAAGCAAUAGAAAGAAUUCGCGAGCAUAACAGUGACCGCCCACUGUUCCUGAUUUUAUCCCAUCUUGCGCCUCACUAUGCCAACGAGGAUGAUCCCGUGCAAGCUCCCAAAGAGUACAUUGAUAGAUUUCAACACAUCGCCCACGAAGGUCGACGGAAGUAUGCUGCAACCGUUGCGGUUUUGGAUGAUGCUGUCGGGGAGUUGGUCGAGGCGCUGAGCGAAAAAAAGCUGUUGGAGAAUUCGGUUAUCUUGUUUUCUUCGGAUAAUGGUGGAGCCGGAGCCGUGGAAGGGAUACACUUUGGGCCCCCAUCGAGUUUCGCCAGCAACUGGCCGUUGCGAGGAGCGAAAGCAUCACAAUUUGAAGGAGGCGUACGUGUAGCGAGCUUUAUCUGGAGCCCAUUACUUAAGUCCGUUAAGCGAGUGUCCAGCGAACUGUAUCACAUAACGGACUGGUUAUCAACCUUUUACCGGCUGGGAGGAGGUAUACCGUUGAGGAAUAUGGAUGGCUUGGACAUUUGGGACUCGUUGAGUCAUGCUACUCCGUCGCCCCGUACUGAAAUCGUUCUGCAAAUUGAUCCCGUAUGGAAAGAAUACGCCAUAAGACUGAACCAGUAUAAACUGGUGUGGGGAUCAAAUUUACGAAAUAACAAUCGGAUUGACGAUUGGUACAUACCGGAAACAGGGAUCCAAGAGAACCUCGUUGUUGAUAGUCCCGGUGCGUUAAGCUGUGGUCAACUGAAGAAUGACAGACCAUGUGAUGCCAGUGUUGCACCGUGCUUGUUCGACGUUGUUCAGGAUCCCUGUGAGUACAAUAACUUAGCGGAACAGUUGCCCGAUGUUGUGGAUCUGUUAUUGGGCAAAAUACGGAAAUACAACGCCACUGCAGCAAUCUCCCAGAAUGUGCCCUUGGAUCCCAAAGCAAAAGCGUCGCUUAAUAACGGACUGAUGCAGCCAUGGCUGCAUUGAUUAAUUGUUUUGUAUUGGAGUUUUAACAUUUCGUGAUCGCAUAUGCUCUCUGUGAAACAAGUAUAAUUUUUCGAUGUGCUCAAUUUGGAGUGAUGUUUUUUUAUUUGUAUAAGAAUUUUCAUGAGUGCACAAAUGAUGGCUUUUGCCUAUCGAAAGGCAUUCUGAGAUUUCUUGGCACAUCAUGACGAUCGUAUGCCACUCAAAAGAAGAAAUUCGAAAAACAGCAGAAUGGUUUUGUUUUGUCUGCAUU